Molecule: messenger RNA, 1472 nt
Organism: Trichobilharzia szidati
Lineage: Eukaryota; Metazoa; Platyhelminthes; Trematoda; Strigeidida; Schistosomatidae
Source: the annotation of a GenBank genome assembly
ACCCGUUUUAUUACUCAUAAUCGUACUAUACUUUCAUUGUGUAAUUGUACUUUCAUUUGUUUAUUACUCUAAAUCAUGCAUGUUAACAAUUGAUACUUUUUGUACUCGCUCGAUUUUUGAAUUUUGAUUGCUGCAAUAAUACACUGUCGUAUUCCUUCGCAAGUGCCUUUUUAAUUACGUUGUGGAUGUCGAGUAAUCACAACGUUAGGACACAAAUAUAAACGCGAAGAAGUACUAAGAUAUACGUGCAUUCUAGUUCAGUCAAAAUAGAGCAGCAACAAAUUGGUGAGCCCUACGAUAACUUGCUGACUCCGACGACGACGACUUUUGACCUCGACGCGUUGUUACACUUGUUGGAUUAAUAAAACUUUAACCUUCGUGGAUCUAUAUAUUUAUUACAUAUUCCGAACUCAUUCUUGUGUUUGCUCAUCGCACAACCUGCAGUAAUUUGUGGUAAGCACCUGCAUUGCAUUUUUCUGUUUUGCCAUAUUCUUAUUGUGCAAAAAUUUUGCUAUUUUGUUACUCUUAAACCAAUUUUUUACGAAUUGUAACAUGUCUUCCAAUACCUCUGAUAACUUAGAGCUGGGAUCUGUUAGUGCUAUCUCUCUUACUGUACCAGUUUUUAAGCCCAGAGACCCUCAUCUUUGGUUUGCUCGACUGGAACAUUAUUUGGCUAGCAAUAAGCUCACAUCACAGACAGCUAAAUUUGGCAUUUUGAGUACAGUGCUACCAGACGAAGUCGCCGAGCAGGUACGACAAUACAUCGUUCAUCCCAGCACAGAAGCGCCUUAUGACAAGUUGAAGGAAGAGGUACUGCGAUGCACUUCGCUUUCAGAUAGGCAAGCACUCGAUCGCCUGUUAAGCAAUGUUGAGUUAGGUGAUAAAACCCCAUCUCAACUCAUGAGGCAUAUGCAAAGCCUAGUUGCAGGAAGAGAAAUCGAUAAACGUCUCUUUUAUCAAAUCUGGCUGCGACGACUUCCGCAAAACAUCCAGCAGGUUCUUGCCUUCGGAGACGACGACAUUGACAUAGAAAGGCUCACUGAAAUCGCAGAUCGCAUGUACGAGAGGUCAACACCUCAAUCUGUCGCUUCCACUAGCAGAAUACCAGAUAAAGUUAUCACGAUAGACCCACUGAAUAAAGCAGAAGCCAUCAGAGUCGACAAAACGUCAAACGAGCGCAUAGAAGCCUUAGAACGUAAAAUCGACGUGCUCACUGAGCAAUUAAUGGCAAUGAGGGUUAAUAGACAACCUACCACAACGUACAGAAGACAACGUAGCCACUCACGCAAUAGGCGUAAAUAUAGCUUACAACAGAAUAUAUGCUGGUAUCAUCGGAAAUUUGGGGUACACGCAAAACGGUGCACACAACCUUGUGCUUUCCAACAAACGGUGGCGUUGGGAAACGAAAAGGCCGGCGGUCGGUGACGACUGCGGUCGCUGGCCAACACACGUCCCACAGCCGUCUAUUCAGG